AUUACUUGCGGGAAGUUUUCUUUUUCGCUACGUCAUCCAGGGGAGCCAGAAUAAAAAGAGCUGCGGGCAUAAGAACAGCUCCAGUAUACAAACAGCACAAGCGGCAGCGACUGCUCCGGCUGCAAUGGAAAUCAGCACACACAACAACGGAAGCACGCUGCUUUUUUGCAACCAGCCAAAUGACUUGCCAAACGUGCCGGCUCUCCAGCCUUUCUGGGACUUUGUCCGAAGACGGGAGGACUUGAUCAACUCUCCCUUCUUCCCGGCGCUGUUCAACUUUGCAAUCUAUACCGCUUUUUGCUUGCCUUUCAUCGCGCUGGAUUUGUUAAGCCCUUGGAUCUCCGUCCUGAGGAAGUACAAAAUCCAACCGCAGACCUCGCCUACACCGCAGAUGGUGGCUCUUUGCCUGGCCCAGAGCAUCUAUCACCACAUCGUGUGCAUCUUCCCGGUGACGGUUGCGCAUUGGUACUGGAGACCCGUGAGCCUGCCGAGCAUCGCUCCCGAGGUACCAGCGCUUCUCCUGCAGGUGGCUGCUUGCCUGCUGCUGUUCGACUUCUUGUCCUUUUUGUGGCAUUUGCUCCACCACAAGGUACCAUGGCUCUACAAAAAUUUCCACAAGAUCCACCACAAACAUGUCUCUACUUUUGCUCUGACCACACAGUAUGCCAGCGUUUGGGAGCUGCUCUGGCUGGGUUUCUUUGCUGUCGUUGGUCCAAUGCUGUUGAGGUGUCAUCCCUUGACGGAAAUGACAUUCUUUGUGGCCAACAUCUGGUUGUCUGUAGAAGAUCAUUCUGGCUAUGACCUGCCUUGGUCAACGCACAGACUGGUGCCUUUUGGCCUGUAUGGAGGAGCUCCUCACCAUGAUCUCCACCACCUGAAGUUCAAGUUCAACUACGCGCCUUACUUUACGCACUGGGACCGGUUAUUUGGAACUCUUAGUCAUGCUGUGAAGCCAAGCAAAGUCAAGGUCAACCAAGAUUAAAUUUUAUCCUCAUCUUUCACCUUAUCCUUCCCGGAGUCAGUAUUUGGAAACUUUGAUGUGAAAACAAAGGGAGAAAAUUUGCACUGAACUUAUUUAUGCAAAUAUAUUUAUUAGAUGUUAAUAUUUAUACUUUGGGAUUUGAUUGUAAUGACACAAACGGUGUGAAAGAGAGAAAAACAGUGGGGUUUUUUUGGGGGGUGGGGAUAUCUGUGCUUUUAUAAAGCUGCUAAGAAAAAUAUAUAUAUGUUUGCUGGCUGAAGAUACAUAUUUAUAUAAUUAUGUAUUACAUAUAUAAUAUAUAUUACAUAUAUAAUUCCUAUGGAAUUUGUCUCAUCUUCACAUUGAGGAGAAAAGGCAUAAAAUUGUAAAAAAAAUGUUUUAUAAACAUUUGUGUUCAUUUGCUAACCUGAAAAAAGCACUGAUCUUUGUCCUGUGAAAUUUAAGUUAUUUAUAUAUUACUUUUAUAUGAGUGAAAUAAACCA
Molecule: messenger RNA, 1464 nt
Organism: Ahaetulla prasina
Lineage: Eukaryota; Metazoa; Chordata; Lepidosauria; Squamata; Colubridae
Gene: CH25H
Product: cholesterol 25-hydroxylase
Exons: 1
Coding region: 125-982 (285 amino acids)
Biological process (GO): sterol biosynthetic process; cholesterol metabolic process
Molecular function (GO): iron ion binding; C-4 methylsterol oxidase activity; steroid hydroxylase activity
Source: RefSeq, a predicted model, not a curated record